AUGAGAGUGCGCGACGCGUUGAUUCCGCCAACAAAGAGGUUACCUGCGCGCCUUCAUCGCAAAGGUGCGACCUCCACCCCCACCUUGCGCACAGCUCGGUGCCAACGCGGGAGCCUCGGGACCAGCCACCGGACGCCCCGGCCCCGCCCACCGCCACCCUUGCCCGAGGCCGUCCGAGGCCUCCGGCCGGCCCGGCUCGCAGGUCCCAGCGCAGCUCCCGCUUCCCCGGAAACCAGAGGGCAGCCGCCGGCUUCGCAGAUCAAAGCGGGGCCAGGGCGGCUACACCCCCGACGCCACAAGCAGCCUGACCCGCGGAGUGUCCCCGCGACUUCAGAACGAGCCAGGCCGAGGAAGCCGAUCGGGGCCACCGGCCGGCCCGCGACUGAUCUGGAGGAAGGGACGCUGUUACCUGCUGUGGGCUCCGCCGCUACCCGCCAGCGCCGCUCUCCUGGCAACCGCGGCAGCUACACCAGAGGCCGAAAGCCUAAGGGCCUAGUGACAGCUCCCGGCGUGCACCGCGCGGCGCUCACUCCCACGCCGGUGAUGACGUCAACGGUGCUCCAUCUCCUCCCCCGCCCAGCUCUUGGCUUCCCGUUGCUACCUGUUACCAUGGCGCCCUCACGGGGACUGUCAGGGAAGUGGCCCACAGCCACCAACUGCAGGAGUGGCCUGGAAAAGGAUAUACAUACAGUCAUUUCCAGGGAGACUAAAGCAUCUUGUCACGCCCAUAAGAAGCAGAGUGGGAGGAUCGUUCGGCUCUCCCCGCCCAUCUUUCUCAGAGCACAGACCGAUCGGGAUUUGAAAAUGCUCACGCCCCGCAGGUCCAGUCCUCGCGGAGGCGCGCUCUCCGCCCGGCAGGUGGCGCUGUGGGCUGGCUGGCUGUUUCAGCCGAGCGAGAGAGUCCGGGAAUCCCGCGCCGCCGCCACCACCCCUGCCGUGCUGCUGUUUCUACUCGGGUCGCGUGUGCAGGCGCUGCUGGCCCCAGUGGCCCGGGUUCGCCAGAACCUCCGGCUGGGCCCCCGCCAUGGCGGCAGCGGCAGAGACGCGGGUGUUCCUGGAAGUGCGGAGACGGCUGCAGAGCGCGCUGCUGAUCCUGGGAUGAAAACCCCUGCAGGCUGCACUGAGAUCUGCUUUCCAGCAGAGGUCAGGCUUGUACCUUCCUCUUGCCGCGGGCUGCAGUACGUGCCUGGAGAUGGACUGCACCUGCGGCUGCAGGCGCAGCUAGAAUCCAGCACAAAACCGAUUUCAAUGUGUAAUCAAAGCUCACAAGCGCAAGACUGUUGCACAUUUUAUUGCCAAUCCUGCGGUGAAGUCAUAAUAAAGGACAGGAAGCUUCUCAGGGUGCUCCCACUGCCGAGUGAGAACUGGGGAGCUCUAGUUGGAGAAUGGUGUUGUCACCCAGACCCCUUUGCUAGUAAGCCACUUCAUCCGCAAGAGAAUGACUGUUUUAUUGGAGACUCUUUCUGCUUGGUGAAUUUAAGAAGUGAUUCGUGGCAGCCAAGACCUGAACUAGCCCCAGUGAAGAUGUCCUGCCUUUCUUCUGAGAACCAUUUGAAAUUGAAACCAAAGGCAAAUACCAAAGUAAUUUGUAAGCGUUGCAGGGUAACGUUGGGAGAGACCAUGUCAUCAGAAAUUGUUAAGUUUUAUAUGACAGAGAUAAUGAUUCAGCCAUCUGAGAGAAAUUUUCCCAUCAUACCAAGGUCUCAGUUUGUACAGAGUAUUAUCGCCCAGUGUCUGGUGGAACUCUCCUCUGCUAGAAGCACUUUUAGAUUCAGUAUUCAAGGUCACGACGGCAAAGCAUACGUCUUGCUCUGGCUUUUAAACUCAGACAGUUUGGUGAUUGAAUCUUUGGGAAGUUCCAAAAGUAUCACAAAGUUUCCCCUGUUGGAAGACACAUUGAAGGCGGAUUCCAGUUCUGCUUGGAAUGCUGUCAAGGUCCUCUACCAGCCAUGCAUCCCAAGCAGGAAUGCAAAGCUUCUCAGCUCAUGGGAAAGUGACCUCAGCGUCCACUCUCUAACCCUGCCCUCUGCAACAUGCUUGGAGCUGCUGUUGAUACUAUCGAGAAAUAACGCCGUGCUACCUCCAUCUCUUCGCUGUAUGAAUUCCUUUCAGGUGGCCUUUUUGAAGAUGUAACUGUGGGAGCCGAAGCAUUUCUGUCUGCAGCGUGCAGCGCACUGGAGGUUGGCAGUUGGCCCAGUGGCCAGUGAUUAUAGAGACUAGAACCAGAGCUACAGAAUGAGAGCACAGCAUUGAAGUUUUGAGUUACUUGUUUGCAUAUAUUCUCUAAGAGAAGAGUUAACUUUAAAUCUUCGAAAAACCAAGGCUGCGAAGAAAGUCACGGUAACAAGUUCAGGUAGGUGUAGACGUUACAUCUCUGUUUCCCACAGAGAGGACUGUUCACCUGUGUCAGCACCUCCUGGAAGGAUGUUAGGUGGUGGAGACCCAUCUGUCCUGCGUGGAAUGAAUGCAGUGAGGGACUUCCACUGGUGAAACUGAAUAUUAACUGCUGUAAAUCCUAGGAAAUAUACUCUCAAAGGACUUCUCAGGCUCAUUUAAAACAAAUGUUAAAAAAGAAAAUAGAGAAUUUUGUAUACUUUAUUCAGAGGAGAGGCUCGGUAACUAAAUAUUUGUUGAAUAAGCGAUUUAUCAAAUUAAAGGUUUUCCCAUUUGUGUAAACCUGCAUGUAUUCCUUUUGUUCUUUAUUUCCUUUUCCAGAUACUAUGGUAAAUCAAUCAGUAUACCUCCCUGGAAUCGUGGUAUUGAGUUAUCAUAAUCCUUGUGUGCCAAAGCAAGUGGCGAGGAAACCAUGGACUGAGAAUGAUAGCGCUAGAGGGAAUCCGACAGAGCACAGGCCAGCUCCUGACUUGACAGAAAGGUUUAAGACUUGCCUGUGAUCACACAGUCGGAGCAAAGCUGGGACUUGGAGACCCUCCUUUCCCACUCCACAUUCAAUAGGAUGCCCUUUGGAUUUGCAACUAUACGUGCUGAUUCUCAAGCCUGUUGGCGCUAAUCCUAGGCUACAGGCCACCAGUACCUCUUUAUUCAAAAAACCCUGAGUUUUCUGUCCUCUAAGUUUCUAACUUAACAAGGUAUCAGUGGCAUUGUGAUUCGGUGAACAUGUCAUGGUUUCUUCCUUGUAGUUGAACCAAAACUUGUGCCUAAUCAGCAAGGCAGUGGUGUCACACAUCUCAUUCUGUAGCUGGUGGACGGACAUAGGAAUACCAUCCAUCUGUUUCACCCUGCAGAGUCAUUUUAUUAAGCACAGUUUGAAACAGUCAAGUUCUUAGUAAUAUGUCCAAGAUUCACAGCCAUAAAGGAGAAUUAGUUUGGCUUCACUUAAACUACUAAACUCCCAAAACACCAUGCUGACCUUCAAUGCUUUAGAUUUCUAUCUGUCGGUACAGAGCAGAUAUUUUCAACCUUGGCUCUAUUUACAUUUUGGGCCAGAUUAUUCUAUGUUGUGGGAGACGACGGUCCUGUGCUGUUAGGAAAAAAACAAAUCUUUUACCCUACACCCUCCUAGGUUCAGUGGCUGGGGCUUACAAAUCAAACUCAUAAAGCACAUUAUCAACAACAAAAAAAGUUUAAUUACUUUUAAAUAAUAUAUCCACACAGGAGUUUCACAAAGACAUGAGACUCUAGGAAGUGGUCAGAUGAUUGAGGUUAAUAUACCAUCUUAGGCUAAACAAAGAAAAGGGAGGUUUGGGCUUCUGGGCUGGGAGAUACAAGUUGUAAGAGGAUAAAGGGAAGAAAUGUGUGGUUCAUGGGGGUUGUCUUGUUAUGCAGAUAAGAGUUUCUCAGAUAAUGAUAAGAGUUGUCUCUAGGAGUAGCUCUCUUCCUGGUACAGAGACAUCUUACAAAUGGAAAUUCUUUUAUAAAUGUAAAUUUCCCUUACAAAAGAGGCAAUUUAUAUUUUUAGACUGUUAAGGGAAAGUGAAAAACUUUUCCUGCCUUUGCUGGUUUUCAAUCAUCAUUCGCUCAAAAUAAUUCUGAUGCCAAAGUGGCAGGUUUUGGGGUGACAUUCUGGUCCCCUUCAGUGCAUUGGAGGAAUUUCAGCAGCAGCCCACCAGAUGCCAGUAGCCCCCUCCCUAAGGUGUGACAACCAAUAAUCUCUGCAGACAUUGCCCUGAUUGCCAAAAGCAACCCCAGUUAAGAACCACUGCUAUAGUGAAUGUGUCUAAAAACAAGAUUUGGUAACUGAUGGGGUUCAGGGAAAGUUACCCCAAAAUAUGCCAUUUUGGCAUGUUGAUUAUUUGAAUUAAAGUUACUUAAGAAACAGCCAAUGCAAGGUGGACACUCGGACCCUCCUUUGUCCCCCAGGAAUAAAUCUUCCAUGUGAAAGGUACCCUGUCUGUACCAGGCAAUAGAGAGACAUCCUUAUCACCAGAAAGAGUGAAUUCUGGGCUGAAAAGUCUGCAUAAACAAACCUUGUUACUUUUCUAAUUUACUAUCCCAAGCCCAAACCUCUUUGUCUUGUCAAUUCUUCACAAAUAUGUUGUUUCUUUGUCUAAAAGGCAUAAAAGCUGUGUGAUUUGGUGACUUCUUCCAGUCUCAUAUUUCUAUGAGCUCCUGUACAUAAAAAAUUAAUUUUUUUUCUCUUGUUAAUGUCUUAUGUCAUUUUAAUUAUUAGGCCGGGCAAAGAACCUAGUUGGGAAGAAAGAAAACGUUUUCCUCCCCUACAACUGCCUAGAGUUGUGUAUUGCCAAUGACACGGCCAUUACAAAAUCUGAGACCUUUUCUGGCUUGUGAUCAGGACUUAGUAUACUACUGUUUUCACAAAUGAAUGCUGAUGAAUACCUUUGUGUGUGAAUAUUUCUGAAGAGUUCAGUUUGUAUUGGUCUCAUGUUGGAGAGUGGAAUAAAUGAGAUGAAGCAGACUUCAGCCUGUACAUAAAAUAGAAUUUUCUUCUGAGAUAGUUUUUCUCCCUCUGGAAAAGAAAGAAGUUGUUAUACUAAUAUUUGCUUACAGUUUAGGUUGAAGGUGCUCAUGAUCCAAAAGAUAACUCUACCACUCAACUCAACUAGAAGAAUAUCCUGAUUUACUAACCUUGUCUCUCUAAGUAAAAUCAAGUUGAGUCAAAUGCGGGUAGACCCCUUUAGCUCUGUCUGGAGUCGUAGGAGGAACAAACCAAUGAGAGCUGAGCCCGCCUUCGUUCUGACGGCACAGGUCCGGAGCGCUAAUGGAGCGGCUAUGAGAAGCUCCGAGGGAGGUGCAGGAGUCAGAAGAGCUCACAUACGUGACAGACUUCUGACGACAGAAUGCAGCUACCAUGGGUGAAGCUGUAUCUGUCAUGCAACUUAGAAUCUUGUCAUGGUGACGUUCUCAAGCUCAGCAGGUCUCCAUUGGUUCUCCCAGGGAUGCGGAGGGAGGGCCAGCACAGCUGAGGCCGGGCCCAGAGUGAGCUGUGAACAUCUAGACACUG
Molecule: messenger RNA, 5422 nt
Organism: Hipposideros armiger (great roundleaf bat)
Lineage: Eukaryota; Metazoa; Chordata; Mammalia; Chiroptera; Hipposideridae
Gene: UBE3D
Product: ubiquitin protein ligase E3D
Exons: 11
Coding region: 1-2133 (710 amino acids)
Biological process (GO): proteasome-mediated ubiquitin-dependent protein catabolic process; protein autoubiquitination; protein monoubiquitination
Cellular component (GO): nucleus; ubiquitin ligase complex; cytosol
Molecular function (GO): ubiquitin conjugating enzyme binding; ubiquitin protein ligase activity; cyclin binding
Source: RefSeq, a predicted model, not a curated record